This is a messenger RNA of Scleropages formosus (Asian bonytongue), 4808 nucleotides long. It is a transcript of the gene kif7, whose product is annotated as kinesin family member 7. Gene Ontology annotation, molecular function: microtubule motor activity; microtubule binding; ATP binding. The transcript is spliced from 20 exons. Gene Ontology annotation, biological process: spindle elongation; microtubule-based movement; mitotic spindle organization. The coding region runs from base 454 to 4653 and encodes 1399 amino acids. Gene Ontology annotation, cellular component: microtubule associated complex. Lineage: Eukaryota; Metazoa; Chordata; Actinopteri; Osteoglossiformes; Osteoglossidae. The record is from RefSeq and is a predicted model, not a curated record.
UGGAGAGCAGAACCCAGCCCAAACCCGCAGCGCUCCCGAAACCCCUCUCGACCACUCGGCGCUUCCAAAAGCAAUAGAGUGUACAGGCGCGCGCGCCCGCUACGUCCGCUUCCCGAGCGCUGCGGUUGGACGUGCCUUAACAAAGCGACGGGGAUCCUCAUUUUGAACAGGCAUCUGGGAAGGCGACUAAGGGGCAUCUUCGACACCCCCUCCGUCGGGUCCAGUUCGGCUGCAGACUAUCUGACGAAGCGUAAACUUGAGGAAAAGUUGUUCUUUAGAAACAUAUACGAAAUGUACAGUAAAGCUCGGAGGCCUUUUUUUUUUUUGUAAAGUGUAAAUAAGAGUGCGGGACCGAAGUGCUGCUCCGCCGUGAAGAAUCCCUACAGUCCUAAAAUGGCACUAAGUGAACAACCAGACCCAUAGGUGUGUCGGAGGCUUCUCGCUGGCUCACCUAUGUCUCCGAAAGUGCCGGUGCAGAGCAGGGCUGAGGAUACCGCCGUGCAAGUGGCCGUUAGAGUUCGGCCUCUGCUGCCCAAGGAGCUUCUUCACAGCCAUGAAAGCUGCAUCACUGCUGACCCGGAGCAGAAGAGGGUCACGCUUGGCCAUGACCACCACUUCCACUGUGACUUUGUGUUUGAAGAGAAUAGCAGCCAGGAGGAAGUGUACUCUGCCUGCGUUCAGCCGCUCAUUGAGGCCUUCUUCCAGGGCUUCAACGCCACCGUCUUUGCAUAUGGACAGACGGGCUCUGGCAAGACGUACACCGUUGGAGAGUCUAAUAUCUCCUCCUUCCGAGAUGAUGAGCAGGGCAUCAUCCCGCGGGCUGUGGCAGAGGUUUUCAAGCUGCUGGAUGAGAAUGACCUCACUGACUUCUCAGUCAGAGUCUCCUACUUGGAGGUGUACAAGGAAGAUUUCAGAGACCUGCUGGAGGUGGAGACGGCGAGUAAAGACAUCCACAUCCGGGAGGAUGACAAGGGCAAUGUUGUGUUGUGUGGCGUGAAGGAGUGUGAAGUUGAGGGUCUGGAUGAGGUUCUCAGCCUUUUGGAGAUGGGAAACACAGCCCGACACAGAGGUGCCACACAGAUGAACCCCUGCUCAAGCCGCUCGCACACCAUCUUCACCAUGCACAUGGAACAGCGGCGUGGCAGUUCCAAGGCCUCAAGCGCUCAACCCCACCUUAUCACCAGCAAGUUCCACUUUGUAGACUUGGCUGGGUCAGAGCGUAUCCUUAAGACUGGUAAUACUGGAGAGCGGCUCAAGGAGAGUAUCCAGAUCAACAGUGGGCUCUUGGCCCUGGGCAACGUUAUCGGGGCCCUCGGAGACCCCAAAAGGAGAGGCACAUACAUCCCAUACAGGGACUCUAAAAUCACAAGGAUCCUCAAAGACUCACUGGGUGGGAAUGCCAAAACACUAAUGGUCGCCUGCAUUAGCCCCUCUUCCUCAGAUUUCGAUGAGAGCCUCAACACACUGAAUUAUGCCAAGCGAGCCCGGAAUAUCCACAACCGGGCUACAGUGAAUUGCCAGGGGGAAGUUGACCGCACAGAGGGGCUGGAGAUGCAAAUUAGGGCCCUACGGCGAGCCCUGGAAAACCGACACAGGUCAGAGACACGAAUCAUUGCCCGGCAAGAUCCUGAGCGGAAGCCAAGGGCUGCUGGGACUGAGCUUGCCAGGCUACAGGUGGAAAGCGCCCACUACCGGCGUUGCACAGACAGUGCCUACAGACUGCUGAUGGAGCUACAGGGGGAGGGGGUACUCAGCACUGCCCAGGCACUACGUGUGAAGGAAUGGUUGUGUGCUGUGGAGGAGGAGCGCAGUGAACUGACCACCGCCUCUGGCCUGGACAGUGGCAUCGAGAGCACAUCCACUGAGGAGAGCACAGCACAUAGCAAAGGGAGGGUGCCCACUAAGAACCAGGCACCUGAACAUGGGAGUGAGGAGUGGGAAAGGGAUCGCGAAGUCAGCGUUGCACAGCUGCAGGCUCGAGUUCAGCAGUUGGAGAGAGAGAACACAGACUUCCUGGCUGCUCUGGAGGAUGCCAUGGAGCAAUACAAACAGCAGAGUGAUAAGCUUCAAGAGCAGCAGGAUGUUAUAGUGGAGUUGUACAGCUUCAUGGCACACCCAGGGCAGCUGGAGCUGGUGCACCUGAAACCCAGGCCACACACCGCCCCCAUGAACUCCAUCCGUCCCCCAGCUGUUGGUGUGGGUCACUGUGUGCUCUACCCCGGUGGAGAUGGCAAAAGAAGCUCUUCAAAAAAGAUUGGCCCAGCUUACUAUGUGGAAAAGGGAUUUUGUGGGCAUCAACUUCAGGAAGAGCGUGCACACCUAAGGCCAGGAAGCAGAAACUCAUUUCGGGACCGAGAACCUCCAGGACAGAGUGAGGUGGAGGAUGAUAAUGAAGAGGAGCGGGAAGACACUUGCAUCAGACUGGGUCGUGAUGGGCAGAGACGCAACUUCACAUGGAUGAUGAGAGAGAUGCAGUGUGUGGGUUUAGCAGGACGGAUGAAGGGCCAUCUGUCACUGGUGCUGGAGAAGGACCAUUUUCUACAGUCAUCCUGUCACAAGCGUACAUCCGUCUGCAGUGGUCGAAGGAGCUCACAGCAGGACUCCCUUGGUGGCCCAUGCUCUGACUGGGGGCUCAUCCAAGCACAGCAGAAGAUCCGGGAAUUGUCCAUCAACAUCCGAAUGAAAGAGGAGCUCAUCAAAGAGCUGGUGAAGACAGGGAAGGAGGCUCAGGUUAUGAACCGGCAAUAUAGCCGGAAGAUAUCUGAGCUGGAGGGAGAGGCAGAACAAGCAAGGGCUGAGCUCACCGAGGCACAGAGACAGCUACAAGACCUGGAGGUACAGGAGACCCGUAACCCAGAUGAUAAGUCCAAGGCCCAAGAGUGCCGCAGGAAGAUUGCAGCUGCACAGAGCAAAGUGCAGGUCCUCAAGCAGAAGCAGAGGGACACGGCAAAGCUGGCCUCCCUGUCUGCACAGACUGAGCGCCGUGUGCAGGACCUAGAGAGGAACGUGCAGAACAUGCGUCAGCAGCAGGACCUGCUCCAGCGCCGCCUACGCCAGGAAAGCCAGCAGAAGCGACGGCUAGAGAGUGAGAUGCAGAAGGAGAAGAACCGAGUCAGAGAGCUGGAGGAAAUGAAUGAGCAACAGCAGAAGAUCCUGAGGAUCAAGACCGAGGAGAUUGCCGCAUUCCAGAAGAAGAGGCGCAGUGGAAGCAAUGGCUCUGUCGUUUCAUUGGAGGAGCAGCAGAAGAUGACGAGCAAGAGGAAAAACCCAUCCCCUACUGAUAGGUCUGGCAAGAAGCCGAGGAAGACUCUCGAUUUGGAAUUGAAAAUGAAGAAAAUCGAGGAGCAGAAGCGGUGGCUUGAUGAGGAGAUGGAGAAGGUUCUGGAGCAACGAAGGGGCCUGGAGGACCUGGAAGGUGAGCUAACAAAGCGGGAGGAAAUCCUGGCCAAGAAAGAAGCAUUACUCCAGGAGAGAAGUGGUCUGGAAAACAAGAGGCUUCUCUCUAGUCAGGCCCUGAGUAAAGACUUGGUGCUGCUGUCUGGUCGCAUCGAGACCUUGGAGCGCGAACUCAGCGAAAGGAAUGGUCAGCUUCGUACUAGCAGUGCCCAGGAUUCCCAGCAGCUGCGCCAGGAGAUCUCUAACCUGCGCCUGGAAAAGGACCAACUAUUGAAGCAGAGGACAGAGCUGGAUGAAAAGUUGCGACAGGGCAACCUCCUCUCCCCUGAGGAGGAGCGUACCCUGUUCCAGCUGGAUGAAGCCAUUGAGGCCCUGGAUGCAGCAAUUGAAUACAAGAAUGAGGCUAUCACCCAGCGGCAGAGGCAACUACGUGCUUCUGCUAGCAUGCUGUCCCAGUGGGAGAUGAACCUGAUGGCCAAACUCAGCUACCUCUCAGCGUCCGAGACCCGAGCCCUGCUCUGUAAAUACUUUGAUAAGGUAGUGUCUCUGCGUGAAGAGGAGCGCAGGCUACAGGUCGCCCUGGCAGAGCUUGAAAUGCGGGCGGAGGAACAGCAGCAGCUUGUCCUCUGGCUUGAGGCAGCACUGGAACGGCAGCAGCUGGACACUGACCGACGCCUCACACAGCAGCAGAAGGAGCAUGAGAGGAACGUGCAGCUCCUGCUACAGCAGUGCCGAGAUCAAAUGGACGAGGGCCUGGCUGGCAGACUGCGGCAGUACGACAGCUGGAUCCACAGUCUGCGCAAGGAGCUGAACCACUACAAGUAUGCUAAUCAGGAGCUGAGCAAUAAACUGCGGGAGAUGGCGGGGCAUCUCAGUCAGCCUGUGGAACAGGGCAAAGUUUUAAGCUGUGAGGAGGGAGCUGCCCACAGCAUGGAAAGGCUGGAAAACAGAGGGACUGAGACUGCAGCAGAGGACAAGAAGGAAAUGCGCGAGCUGGUGCACGCCCCCCUGCCUCCCACCUGGAGGCGCUCCUCCCUCCCCACAGAGGACCAGCAUGGCAUGGAGGAGUUGCGACUGCGUGCUGCCUGUGAGCUCCCUGCGAACAGAGUGCUUCAACCAAGCGUGGGCCCAGGGCACAAGAGUGGAGCCCCUCUGUCACUGACCAAACCACGGCGAGAACUGCGCAGAUCGAGCCUGAACACUGGGCCUCUUCUCUCCAAUGCUGUGAUGAUUGAUGUUAGAAAAAAUCCUGUUUAAAUGCAGGACCCCAUGUCCCCUCUUUUACAUUGUACUUAGUAUAUAUGUUGUAUAAAAAAGACAGGUUUUGUCAAUUAUGUAAUUAUUUGUUAUUACACAAGUUUAUAUGUAAUACAAUUUAAAAAUGUUACUCUGUAAUAGCUGUUCUGCUUCUG